AUGGCUGUCGGCAGCACACCUCUCUCCCCUAAAUCACAGCAAGAUCUCAACAUGGUCAUGCCUAUGCCUCCUCCUCUGUUGCACACUCGUUCUGGCAACGAGAUGUACGACCGUCCUCACACCCCCACGACCCCAGGUGGCGGCGUUGUGCAUGGCUUCACGAGUCCCGUGCAAACCCCUCAAGGCAGUCCAAGCAAGAGACAACUCCCUCCCGGAGCCAACGAUCUGCCCAAUGUAUUUGACAGUGCCAUGAAACUGGCUCCCACCUCGCCCACCAAGACUCAGCCAAAGUCCCCUGCCAAACAAGGCUUCUCUCCUGGUGACGAGAAUAUGAGUGAAGAUCCCUUCGCAGAUCCUCCUACCCAGUAUCAUGGCCGCUCAGAGAGUCCCACACGUCAGUCCAACAAAGAAAACGCACCUGCUGGUAACCUGGGAUACGGCAAAGGUGUUCAGCAGAAUCAUGCUGCCAUCUCGCGGCAAGAACAAUAUCGGACUGCAGACUCCAAGAAGACCAUGACCACGACCAAAGGUCUCACCGCUGAGGAGUUGCAAAAGUUGCAACUUCCGAAAGUUAAACGACUGGCAAACGUGACUCAAUUGUACUUCCUUGACUACUAUUUCGACCUCCUCUCAUACGUCCACAAUCGUCAAUCCAGAGAGGCUGCUUUCAAAGCCUCGUUCCCUAAUCCACCCGAGACCCCAAGAGAAGAGUACGACAACGCGCUCCACAAAUACCUUGGGCGCGAGCGGGCCAAUCUGCGCAAACGCCGUACUCGCCUUCGUCAUGGUGACUUUCAAAUCCUUACCCAAGUUGGUCAAGGCGGAUACGGUCAGGUCUAUCUCGCCCAAAAGAAAGACACUCGAGAGGUCUGCGCACUCAAGGUCAUGAGAAAGAAACUCCUCUUCAAACUGGAUGAAGUACGGCACAUCUUGACUGAGAGAGACAUCCUCACCGCCGCCAAAUCCGAAUGGCUUGUCAAGUUGCUCUACUCUUUUCAAGAUGAAGAACAGAUCUACUUGGCUAUGGAGUACGUGCCUGGAGGCGACUUUCGAACCCUGCUCAAUAACACCGGCGUUCUUCACAACCGUCACGCAAGAUUUUACAUUGCCGAAAUGUUCUCCUGUGUGGACGCCUUGCAUACAUUGGGCUACAUUCACCGCGACUUGAAACCAGAGAAUUUCUUGAUUGAUGCCACAGGACACGUCAAACUUACCGACUUUGGACUCGCCGCGGGCAUGCUUAGCCCCAUCAAGAUCGAAAGCAUGCGCAUCAAGCUCGAGGAAGUAGGAAAUGCGCCAGUUCCCUUCGGCAUGCCCGCCGUGGAAGAUCGCUCUGCCGACCAACGCCGCGAGGGUUAUCGUUCCCUACGCAAGAAGGACAUCAACUACGCCAAGUCUAUCGUUGGGUCCCCUGACUACAUGGCCCCAGAAGUUCUCAAGGGUGAAACAUAUGAUUUCACUGUCGACUACUGGUCUUUGGGCUGCAUGCUCUUUGAAGCCUUGGCAGGGUACCCACCGUUCGCAGGCGCCACCGUCGACGAAACCUGGCAAAACCUGAAACGCUGGCAGCGUGUGCUCCGUAAACCCAUCUAUGACGACCCCACCUACUUCCUCUCCAAGCGUACCUGGGAUUUGAUCACUCGCCUCGUCGCCGCUAAAGAUCAUCGGUUCAAAUCUAUCUCUGAAAUCCACAAGCACGAGUACUUCGCCGAAGUUGACUUCUCGAAGCUAAGAGAGCAGAAGGCCCCGUUUGUGCCGGAGUUGGAUUCAGAGACAGAUGCUGGUUACUUUGAUGAUUUCUCCAAUGAGGCGGAUAUGGCGAAGUACAAGGAGGUGCAUGAUAAACAGAGAGCACUGGAGGAGAUGGCAGAGCGGGACGAAAAGAUGGGCAAGGGUCUUUUUGUGGGAUUCACGUUUAGACAUCGCAAGCCAGAUACCGAAGGAAGCCCGAGGAAGAGAAUCGAGACUGAGGGCACAUUUGGAACGAUCUUCUGA
Messenger RNA from Cladophialophora psammophila CBS 110553, 1995 nucleotides. Its product is annotated as AGC/NDR/NDR-UNCLASSIFIED protein kinase. Gene Ontology annotation, cellular component: spindle pole body. The coding region runs from base 1 to 1995 and encodes 664 amino acids. Gene Ontology annotation, biological process: intracellular signal transduction; peptidyl-serine phosphorylation. NCBI's taxonomy places the organism in Eukaryota, Fungi, Ascomycota, Eurotiomycetes, Chaetothyriales, Herpotrichiellaceae. The transcript has 3 exons. Gene Ontology annotation, molecular function: protein serine/threonine kinase activity; ATP binding. The record is from RefSeq and is a predicted model, not a curated record.